GCGUCAUCAGCGGCUCUCAGGUCCAGAGAGCAGCGGGGACCCGGAGCGCCAUGACACCGGCAGAGAGCUGCGCCUUAUCGGGGUGAACAAGAGAGGGAUUUAACCGCAUGAGCUGAACUGUGACCACCACGGGGACAGAUGGGUGAUAAAAUGCUGUGUGUGCUGAUAUAAAGUUUUGCUGUCUCCAGUCCUCGCGUGCAGUCCAGUAAGACCAGAGCGGUCUGGAUCCGCCUCGCCGCAGCCAUGACGACCAAGUCAGCCCUCCUGAAGGUGAUCCUCCUGGGAGACGGAGGCGUGGGCAAGUCCUCUCUCAUGAACCGCUACGUCACCAACAAGUUCGACUCGCACCUCUUCCACACCAUCGGCGUCGAGUUCCUCAACAAGGAGCUGGAGGUGGACGGCCACCACGUCACGCUUCAGAUCUGGGACACGGCGGGCCAGGAGCGUUUUCGCAGCCUGCGCACGCCGUUCUACCGCGGCUCUGACUGCUGCCUGCUCACCUUCAGCGUGGACGACGGGCAGAGCUUUCAAAACCUGAACAACUGGAAGAAGGAGUUCACGUACUACGCUGACGUCAAGGACCCCGACAACUUCCCCUUCGUGGUGCUCGGCAACAAAUUGGACGUACCUGAGAGGCAGGUUUCAGGGGAGGACGUGCGGAAAUGGUGCCGUGAGAACGGCGGACACCCGUACUUUGAGACGAGCGCUAAGGAUGCGACGAACGUAGCAUCAGCCUUUGAGGAGGCGGUGCGUCGCAUCCUGGCGCUGGAUGACAGAGCCGAUCAUCUUAUCCACACGGACACGGUAGACCUGCAGAGGAAGAGUCCACCUGACCCCACCUGCUGCUGAGCCAAAUGUGACUCCCAGCGGGUGCUCAUGUGAUGCUGACAGAUAUUGUGUGUUUUUUUGUUUUUUUUUAACAGGAAAAUUUGAGGAAACAAGUUCAUACUUUGGAGAAACACUGAGAAAAAUUCCAUCUUUCCGCCUCACGAGGAACCAAAGCGCUCUGAUCCAGACUGCAUUCAGUCCUGAGGAACUCUUAAUUUAUACAAAGCAUGACGGGACAGUCAGUAUGAAACUAGAGGAUAAAGUCUUUGCAGGUUUCUUGGUUCAUUUUUGCAGUUGGUGAUAAAGACCUUUUUAGAAAAUGAGAUUGCUAAGUGCAUUCAAAACUGCCAAAGAUUUGACGUCACUGAAGAAGCUGUGGCAUUUAGUGUUAGCCCACAAAAAGAGAAGUCCUGGGGGGGGAUUUCCUGCUGAUGUGGAAGUUUACAGCGCAAAUGUAGUGACUCUUCUCCGACACCCCUGUGACUACUACGACAACUAAAGUUCAUUUAAAUUUGUAUUCGCAUUAAUAAUUGCUACUCAUUAUGUUUAAGUCAGUCUCUUGACUUAUUUUAAUAUGGUCAAAUAUAGAAACUUUAAACUAAAUUCAUGUGGUACAGAUUAUAUAGAGGUAGUCACAUGAUUAGAUGGAUCUAAAAGUUUUUAUAUAUAUUUUAGAUGAAAAAAAUAUGUGUUCUGUUGUUUUGGAAUAGUAGUGUCAAGCAAGUGAUUAAAAAAAAUGUUUAAAUUGAGCAAAUCAAUUGAAAAUUGGUCAAACCAGAGAUGCCAUGAUUAAAUGUAAUAUUCUGCUUAGAAUGAAACGAGCUGCCCAUUCAUGUUUUUAUGUAACUAGACGGAUAUUGAACUUGUUGGAGUUAAUUUAUUUCAGGUUAACAGAGCUCAAACUGCUUUAAGAUCGAAAUGACUGAUAACCCUGAGGCUCAUUUGAUCUUUAUUUGCUCUGCUUUGUCUCCCAACAUUUAUCGAACUGGAAUUAAAACAGCUGCCAACAAUGA
Messenger RNA from Labrus bergylta (ballan wrasse), 1841 nucleotides. Its product is annotated as ras-related protein Rab-9A. Gene Ontology annotation, biological process: retrograde transport, endosome to Golgi; Rab protein signal transduction. NCBI's taxonomy places the organism in Eukaryota, Metazoa, Chordata, Actinopteri, Labriformes, Labridae. Gene Ontology annotation, cellular component: lysosome; late endosome; phagocytic vesicle. Gene Ontology annotation, molecular function: GTP binding; GTPase activity. The record is from RefSeq and is a predicted model, not a curated record.